Molecule: messenger RNA, 1149 nt
Organism: Rhodofomes roseus
Lineage: Eukaryota; Fungi; Basidiomycota; Agaricomycetes; Polyporales; Fomitopsidaceae
Product: concanavalin A-like lectin/glucanase
Exons: 5
Coding region: 163-969 (268 amino acids)
Biological process (GO): carbohydrate metabolic process; fungal-type cell wall organization
Cellular component (GO): fungal-type cell wall
Molecular function (GO): glycosyltransferase activity; hydrolase activity, hydrolyzing O-glycosyl compounds
Source: RefSeq, a predicted model, not a curated record
CGAUACUCAACAUCUUACGUAACCAAUGACAGGGAGUUCCAAAUUAGCUUUAGUUCUUCGACCAUCUCGACGCUGACUCUGCCCAGCUCCUCCCUGCAUAGGCCGCUCGUUCCGGACGUCUGAUCGUGGUCUGAUCCUUGGGAAGCUUGUAACCCACUGAUCAUGAUUUCACGCUCCUUUGGAUAUCUCGUUCUUGUCGGUUCUCUAUGCUGGCGCUGUCUCGCGGCACAAGGCCCUGUUGUCUCUCGUUCGGCCUCCCAAUGCGAACCGUUUGAAAGCAGCUUCGCUCCUGGCGACGUCUCAGGCAACACAGACACAUCUUUCCUGGCACUGACUCCGUCCGGAUCCUACAGUACUUCCGAUCAUAAGCUGCAACUAUACUUGGAGAGGCCUCAAGGGAAGAUUACCACCAAGAACGGAGUCAAUGACAAGCUUGGAGAAGGCGCAACCGUCAACUCGACGUUCACAUUCCUGUACGGGCGAGUGACCUACACGAUUGCGGCCCCGCCUGUCGUUUCUGGCGUAGUGACUGCGGCCAUCCUAAUAGCGGAUGAGGGCGAUGAAGUGGACGUCGAACUCCUCGGCGGCGACCCCUCUCACUGGCAGACGAACGUUUACGCUCCGAACCCCAAGGACCAGGGACCACUCUGGGGUGUGUUUGGCGAAAUCGAGGACUAUCCGGACGGCGGCGACGGCUCACAGUCUCAUGAAUACACUGUCGACUGGAACGCAGAGCGCAUCGUCUGGAGCGUGGAUGGCCAGUCCAUUCGUACGAUCACAAAGGGUGGAACUGAGAAGAACGGCGCUCUGCAUUACCCGUCACACCCUACGCGCCUCUCGCUUGGAAUCUGGGAUGCAAGCUCUCCAGUUGGUACCGCGCAGUGGGCGAAAGGACCGAUCGACUGGUCGAAUGCUCCUGAACGCAUCACUGCUACAAUCACGAAGGUCUCACUGGAAUGCCCGUACUAGCUUAUAUGUUCUCUUGGGUCUCUUAUUUCCGGCAUUCUUGCAUGGCGUGGUACCAUGUAACUUGUACUUCGAUUGUUGAAUGUACAUAUGCAAUACAGCCUAUUCUGAUCACCGCGCUGUCCCAAGGCCCGCUUACUUAGAAAGUCGUGUCAGAAGCAACUGCAGAGAAAGUUCGCAUUC